AAUUUAAUGUUAUAUCAUAUAUCAUAUAAAAAAAAUUGUAUUUUUAGUUUAUUUUAUUUUAUUUUUGUCCUUUUGAUCCUUGUUUGGUUGCCGAGAAAACUGAAAGGAAACCAAAAAAAAAAAAAGAGAAGGAAAGAGAAAGAACUCUGCUUGUCUCAGGAAGAGUCAUGGUUUUCCUUGCUUCCCAAAACUUUCCGUGACGAUUCAGUGACCAAAUCUUCGGUUUAGAAGCCAUUGAGUAUCUGAAAGCAGAAGAAUCUGAAAUCUUUAUGGCAAGUGUUUUUCCCCUGUGAUAGCUCGCUUGCAGUUGAAGUUUCUGAAUGCGAGAGAUUAUACUGAUUGUGUAUAGAUAUUCGCGAUUUUGGAGUAGCAAUCAUGAGAUUCAAGAAGGGGAGUGAAGUUGAAGUGUUUAGCAACAGGGAAGUCCCAUCAGGAGCAUGGCGCAUUGCCGAGAUAAUAUCGGGAAAUGGGCAUUAUUACAAAGUCAGGUAUGGAAGUUAUGCAUGUAUUGCGUCUGAUGGAGAGAGGGUACCGAGGAAAAGUAUAAGGCCUUUGCCUCCUCCGGGGGAGGUUGUAAAAUGUUGGGCACCUGGUGACAUUGUAGAAGUUUUUGAGAAUUCUUCUUGGAAGAUGGCAGCGGUUUCCAAGAUUUUGGCGAGGGAUUGCUUCUUGGUUAGAUUACUUGGAUCCUCACUGGAAUUCAGAGCAACCCAAUUCGACAUUCGGGUUAGACAAUCUUGGCAAAAUGAUGGGUGGAUCACGAUAGGGCAGGGUUCUAAAGGUGUCAAUGAAGGUCAACAUGAUCAAUCUUUAUCCAUCAAGUGUAAAGCAAGAUUAAGCACUCAGUCUCAUGUAAGAAACUCAAGGAAAAAGCUGAACCUGAAAGGUGAUGUUAUUACUCUUGAGAGUAAAGGCGAGCUUGACGAUUUUGAUGUUCUUUCAUCUAAAGGUUUAAAGAGAAAGCCCUACUCUCUGGUUGAACCACAUGGUCUUCGAACUGCCCAGAAAAUCAGAGCGGUUGAAAAAGGCUGCAGACCAAAUAGACCUUUGGCUGCUGCUUACCCGUCAACCUUCCUUGAAAAGGUAGAUGAUAAUACCCUUUUCCCAGGGAAAACUAUACACGAAAAAUACAAUAUUGGUUCAACCGAGAAUCGAACUGGCAGCUUUGCUGAUGUAGCUGAAUCUUUGUUGGCAAAAGGCGUAGAAGAAGAAGAAGAAGAAACAGAAAGUAUUGCUUCUUCUGUCGGUAGUUGUAGCAUUGGUUCGUAUAGUUUCGUCCCGAUCGAAGACAUCAACGAGAAUACUUCAAGCGAUGCAGAAUCAGUUUGUGGCUCAGAGAGUCAUAGAAGAAAGACCAUUCGACCGGGGAAGCACUCGGAAGGUGAACUCCAUAGGUUAGAGCUGGAUGCAUACCGUUGCACGAUAGAGAGACUUCAUGCUUCCGGGCCUAUAACUUGGGAACAAGAAGUAUGGAUCACGAAUCUCCGAGCCGCCCUUAACAUAUCGAACGAUGAACAUCUGGUUCAGAUAAGAAAUCUUGUCUCUGCUGAUAACAGCACUGUUUACAGAUAACGGGAAAAAUGUCAUUACCCUGUUUUCUUUCUCUAGACUUUUGUCCUGAUUUUCUGCCAAUUGUCCAUCUAUGAUGUUUUAUAGAAUAAAUUGAUCUAGGCUGUACAAUUUGUACACUGUAGAGCAUUUGAAUUCAUGAGUUCAUAAAUGUAUAAUUCCCAGUUUUUUUUUUGGGUGUGUUUUCACUGAUUCAGGAGAGUUGCUUUGUAUCUAUGGAAGAGUCCUUGUCUUUACUGUCAGAAAAACUUUUGUUAGAUGGGUUUCUACUAAUGCUGCAGAUUCUCCAGACAGCCAUUUGAAGCCG
Molecule: messenger RNA, 1876 nt
Organism: Tarenaya hassleriana
Lineage: Eukaryota; Viridiplantae; Streptophyta; Magnoliopsida; Brassicales; Cleomaceae
Exons: 4
Coding region: 376-1572 (398 amino acids)
Source: RefSeq, a predicted model, not a curated record